CCAAAAAUAAAGACAAAAGGUUUUUAAACGUUUUCAAUGACACAGAAAUAAACAGUGAACAAUACAGUGAAUAAAAGCAGCUUUCAAACUUUGGUUCUGGCUUGUCUGGUCUAGUCAGCCCGUUUUUCUCCCAAUCUUCUUCUUUGAAUCAGCACUAACAAGCCACCGUGACGCCAUCAGGGCCAUGGAGGAGUGUUCCUCCAAGUCUACUAAGAUAUGUAUUGAAAAGACGAUUUUGUUAUUUAAUAAAGAAAGCACUAAAACGACAUUAGAACAUUGUCUGUCAUCUACAGGGAGUAGAUGACAGACGUCCAAAAUGGCCUAAAAUUGUACCGUGAUGUGUUUAGUUCCAGUUCAAAGAAAAGAAUGACAACAAACUUGUUUUAUGGCAGAAAAGAGAAAAGUCUAAACGGAUGUUUUUGGAACAUCCAAUGGAUCGUCUGGAUCAUCGUUGCAGAAGGUAAUGUAUAAACAGCGCCCCUUUGUGGAUUGAUAAAGCUAUGGAUAAAAUUCCUGCGAGUCCAUCCCAGUGAAGCCUGGAGGUUUCUUCCUGCCACACCGAGGGGCCAGACAAGUACAGCGAGGUGGAGUUGACUCCACCCACCAGUGACUGAAAGAAGGAAGAGGCUCAUAUUGCCUGUAAGACAGCGUCCUGGGUAAAUUUGCCGACAUUUCCUGGUUUUCCAUUUUAUGACGAGGAGCUGCUUUGAAUCCUCGUCAGGAAAAUUUCCCCCACAAGUUUUUUAUUUAUUUUUUUAUUUUAUCCGUCUUUCCCCCCCAACAAAUCUCCCUCGUAGUUUCCCGCGUGGCCUCCGCAGGGUGAAAGUCUCCUAAACACGUUCAUGGGCAGUUUUUUCGAGGUACAGGAGAACCAAACAACCAAAUAACCGCGCGUGAACUUUUAUUUUUUUGCAUGCAAGCAAAAAAGAAUGUUAGCUGCGUGUGUUGCGUUUUAGCUGUUAUUAUUAUUCUAUCAGAAUGGAUAAAGCUGAUUUUCUGACUCGCAUCCUGACGACAGGAAACAACUCAACGAUUCUCGGUGGUCAGUCUCCUGCCAGCGUCAUUAACACCCGGAAGUACGUGCCUGUCGCCGCCAGGCCCGGUAACCAGGGUUUUCUGGAUGACGCCAUCCGGACUGCUCUCUGUGGCGAGGACAGAACUGUCGUGGUGGUCGGUCCAGAAGGUUCUGGCAAAACCACCGCUUUGCACAAGCUUCUUGUCGAUUGGGCUAGUGGAGAAUGCCUGCAGAACUUUUCUCAUGUUUUCAACUUCCAGUUUACAAAAAUAGGGUCUUCAAUGGAUGAACUUUGUUUGGAAACUUUAAUCCAACAAGGUUACCAUCAAAGACCCCCAGACUUCACACGUCUGGUUACAGAGGAGCCUGAUGGCGUGUUGUUUGUAUUUGAUGGUCUGGAUGAGUUUAAGCACAGCCUGGAGCCCUCAGUGCACACCCUGACCUCUGACCCUUACCAUCUGGUCUCGGUGUCCUGCCUACUGGCCAGUCUGCUUCACGGGUCCCUGAUGAAAGGAGCCACCUUUCUUGUUGCAACCAGACCCACAGAUGGCAUGAAGUCCAUUGGUGGGAUUCGGUUGGAUGUGUUGGAGUUUCAGAAACCGCAAAGAGAGGUUUACUUUAACAACUUCUUCCCUGACCCCACUGUAGCCAGUGAAGCGUUUCUGCACAUGGAAAGAACUCUGGGCUUUUAUGAUUUUUGUGUUUCUCCCAGGUUUUGUUGGACAGUCUGCUCUAUUUACGAGCGGCUUAUCGAUUCAGGUACUAAACUUCCUGAGACUCUCUCUCAGCUGUUUGUGGAUAUUUUGGUCCACCUGAUUCAGACUCUCUCGCUGAACAAAGAACGCAGUAGAGGGUUAGUGUUGGCUCUUGGCAGAAUGGCAUCUCACUGCCUCCACGACCAACAUUCAAGCUGUUCCAAACACGCCGUUGAUUUCUUUGGUUUGGAACAGAGUAUUACCUCUGUGGAUAGUUUCUUGAGAGUUCACGGUGACGGAGAGCUCUCCUUCCACUCCAAACUGAUGCAGGAGUUUGUCUUGGCUGUGGCUUUCUUUUUGGACCCGUCGACACACAAAGACGCGGAGAAGAUGCUGGAUAAUCACAAAGGUUGUUCAAAGUUUCUAGAUUUCUUUAUGUCAGGGCUCUCUGAGCCUGCCCAGUACAGAUUGCUGGAAGACUCACUGGGAAUGUUCAGCUCUGAUCAGAUUAAAGGUUUUAAAAGCUGGUUUAAAAGCAGCUCAGAGAAAACACUGAAGAAUUAUGACAAAUCAGAACACUACAGAUGUUUCCAUUUGCUGCAUCAAGCUCAGAACGAGAGUUUGGUAAAGGAGAUCCUCAACCCUCCUGCACACCCGUGCAUCUUUCACGAAAACCUGAGUCUCCAGGACUGCGCAGCUCUGAAUUACGUGAUCACAUGUCUGGGCGAAAGGGAAAAGUUGAGUGUUUCCAGAACAACAAUAUUAAGAGAGAUAAUGGAGAUCUUGGCUCCAUCUGUGAGUCUGUCACACACAGUGAUAUUGUCAAGCUGCUCCAUUCAUAAAGACUGCAUCCCUCUGCUGGCAUCAGCUGUCAGCGCGGGCGCCACCAGAGAGCUGAAUCUUUCUCAUUCCAUCCUCGGAGAUGAAAAGUUGCAAGUUCUCUGUGCGGGAUUAAGAGAGGCCAAGCUGCAUGGACUAAAUCUUAGUGUCUGUGGUCUGACUGCGCCGUGCUGUGGUGAUCUGGCCACUUUGCUGACCUCGCAAUCCUUCCAACUCCAAAUUUUACAAAUGAUGUUUAAUCCCAUCGGCGAUCAGGGCUUCACAAAGCUGUGCGAAGCAAUGCACAGUCCAAACUGCAAACUACAGGAGCUCCACGUUCAAAAGUGCGAUUUGACUGCAGCAUCCAUGGAGGCUUUUGCAUCGGCUUUGUGUUCCGGUCAAUCACGGUUGACAAAAAUCGACUUCAGGGGGAACACGACUGGCGACAGUGGAGUUGAAGCUUUAUGUAAAGCCCUCCGACAGCCACUUUGUAAACUGCGGAGCCUCGGAUUGUUUGACAACGGUUUGACAGGUGCAUGCCUCUCCAGUUUGAAGGAGGUCUUCAUGUCUGAACACUGCUGUCUGUCAGAGCUUGACCUGUCAUUGAAUAAUUUGGGACAGGAGGGGGCGCUGCUGCUUUGCCAUGGCCUGAAAUCACCCAGUUGCCCCAUAGAAAUCCUGAACUUGACACGAUGCGAGUUGACCUCAGCAGUCUUCGAUGAACUGGGCUCAGUUCUUAAAAAUGGGACAUGUCAAAUCAAAUCUCUACUUUUAGCCAUCAACAAGGUGGGAGACCAAGGCGUUAAAUAUAUCUGGGAUGCUCUUGCACAUCCAAACUGCUUAUUGGAGGAACUGAGCGUGGAAAUGACCGGAUUGACAGAUGCCUGUGUUGAAGACCUGUGUGCUGCUCUCAGAGCCAGUCAUACCCUGAAACUCCUGGAGCUGAGAAACAACUCUCUCACUGACGCUGCUGUCCCUGCGAUUGUCCAAGUCAUGAAGGAAAAACAAAACAUGAAGGAGUUAAACCUGAAGUAUAAUGACUUCAGUGAAGAUGCUCUUGAAAUGUUAGAUACAUGUCACAACAUUAGAUACUGAAGAAAUCAUUUAAAGUUCCACCCAAAAACCUGAAGUGACGCUCAGACACAAAUACCAUCUAAUUAUAACAUAAAGAAAGUAUCCGUCCCCUUAGAGUUUUCUUUUUGUUGUUCUUUUCACUUUUUUGUACUAUCAACACAAGAACAUGUGGUUACAGAAGCAGGACCAGCACCACACAUGUUGAAGUUUGUUCUAAAAGUAAAAAACGUGUACUUGGGGGAUGUGUUGGUUUUGUUUUAUGCAAACUACUUAAGAAAGUGAUCCAUUUGAAUGUCACCUUUUAAAUGAAGAACAUUUAAUAAUGGGGGCUGUAAGUGUUAACUUGAGGCUUAUGAAACUACCAUUCAUUAAAGGAAAGAUCCAACUCUACAAUCACUGCAUUUAUUGCACUUUUAUCAAGAAAACUUUGGGAUGUUUGACAAUUUAAAUCAAAAAGCACUGAAGCAUUUGUCACUGUAAUACAACAAAUUCUUUGGAAGCAGUGAUUUGUUUCACAGCAGUCAUUGUCCAUAAGAAAAUCUAUUUACAAGCAUAAAGCAUUGUAAGCAGCUCCCCGGUUGUCGCAUUCCUCACACAUUUCUUGUGUACUCGAGAGAAAAACACUACACGUAAACAUUUCAAGUGUCCAAGGGUGUGCACUAACCUUGGAGUUUAACAUCUUAGCACUCUUUGUAGGAAACAUAAUUCAAAGUUUAUUGUAAUAAGGCGCAGAGUGAGUCUCACCUGUAUAACUGAAAGAAAAACAUGAUUGGAAUAAAGAAUGGGUCCCCUCUCUUCUCAGUGGUCAUGAGUUUCUCCAUUGAGGACACCGGUGUGGCUGCUGUCC
Molecule: messenger RNA, 4450 nt
Organism: Poeciliopsis prolifica (blackstripe livebearer)
Lineage: Eukaryota; Metazoa; Chordata; Actinopteri; Cyprinodontiformes; Poeciliidae
Product: NACHT, LRR and PYD domains-containing protein 12-like
Exons: 8
Coding region: 979-3624 (881 amino acids)
Cellular component (GO): cytoplasm
Molecular function (GO): protein binding
Source: RefSeq, a predicted model, not a curated record